This is a messenger RNA of Penicillium canariense, 915 nucleotides long. Its product is annotated as dTDP-4-dehydrorhamnose reductase family protein. The transcript is spliced from 3 exons. The coding region runs from base 1 to 915 and encodes 304 amino acids. Gene Ontology annotation, cellular component: methionine adenosyltransferase complex. Gene Ontology annotation, molecular function: methionine adenosyltransferase regulator activity. NCBI's taxonomy places the organism in Eukaryota, Fungi, Ascomycota, Eurotiomycetes, Eurotiales, Aspergillaceae. The record is from RefSeq and is a predicted model, not a curated record. Gene Ontology annotation, biological process: S-adenosylmethionine biosynthetic process.
AUGACUUCCACGGUUCUCGUUACCGGCGCCAGCGGCUUUCUGGGGCGCCAGCUGUUUAACAUUUUCCAGCGCUCGGGGGUCCUAGUGGUCGGACAGGGUCUCACGCGUGCUGCCCCGCCGACCAUCCUCAAGGCGAAUCUGGAAAAGGCAGAAGACAUUAAAGCUCUCCUGGACGAUGUCAAGCCCCAGAUUGUCAUCCACAGCGCGGCAAACCGAUUCCCGGACCUGUGCGAGAAAGAUCCCGAGCAAGCACGCAAGGUCAACGUUGACGCGACUCGCGCCCUUGCCGAAGAAUGUCAGGCCCGCGGGGCAUUCCUCAUCUACAUCUCGACCGACUACGUUUUUUCCGGCAAGGAGGGUGAAGCUCCCUAUGAGGCUGAUGCCGAGACCAACCCACCAAACAUCUAUGGUGAAUUGAAGCGCGAUGGUGAAUUGGCCGUCCUGGAGGCCACCAAGGACUCGGGACUCGGCGUGGUGCUGCGCGUGCCGGUGCUGUACGGGGCUGCCAAGCAAAACUCCGAGAGCGCGGUCAAUAUCCUGCUGGACGCGGUCGAGAAGGCGCAGGAUGAGAAUGCCGGCGUGAAGAUGGAUGACUGGGCCCAGCGAUAUCCCACCAACACCGAAGAUGUGGCCCGCGUGACCCGGGACAUUGUCAUCAAGUAUCUGCAGCAGAAGGACCAAAUCCAGGAGCUGCCGCACAUCCUGCAAUUCACCUCAGAGGACCGCAUGACGAAGUAUGAAAUCUGCGAGAAGCUGGCCGAGGUGAUGGGCUGGGGCCUACCGGGGAUGAUCCGGAACAAGCAGGGCAAUGAGCCCGGAGGUGUCCAGCGGCCCUACGAUACCCACUUGUCCACCAAGGCACUGGUGGACUUGGGCAUUGACGUGCGGACUAUGGACUUUGUUGCCUGGUGGUAA